AUGGCAAGAUUCAAGGGGAACAAGUCCAAGAACAAAGAAAAGAGGCCUCGAGGCGGUGGGUUUGGUUUCAACAAGUCCAGGGAGCUGAAAGAGUUUGAGGGCCGUGUACCCGACCAUGAUGCUCCUCGUCAGCCGCCCAUCACUCAACACACAAUGCAAGAAGAAGUUGUUAUCGUCAAUAAUUCGGUGGAUACGCUUAAUCAGCCUUCCACAUUCGAUCAGCUGUCUCGUAUUUCCAUGACUCACCUCACACGCAGCCAUGUGGAUGCAGAGGAGCUGGAUGAACUAGCCGAGGACUUGGACUUCUUCUUUGAUUCAACCCCUCAGCCUGUAAGCCAUCAUAUCAAACCAGAUUUAUCACACACCAAACAAAAGACUUCACCAACAAAGUCGCAUGAAUCAGAUACCAAGACAGCAGGCAACUAUCAGAGCAAGAAACGCAAAAUCAUCCAAGAUGAAUCCAUUUACAUUGACAGUGAAGACGAUCAAGACGAUGCAUUAUCAAUCAGUAGUAGUGAAGAUGUCAGUAUGUUGGAUGCAUUAGCGCAUUGGGGCAGCAACAGUGCCUUAUUUCACGAAGAGCCCGCAGGACACCGUUUUCAGAGUGAUGAUGAGGAAGAUUAUGCCAUAUUAAAGAAUACACCCAUAAGCGACAUUUUCGAUUCAGAUCAAGACAUUAUUACUACACUGGAUAGCGAUGAAGAGCAAGCAACAGCAAACACAUUUAAUUGGGAUUUGGACGACAGUUUGAACGUGCCUGAUCAUAUGAAGCAUAGCUAUCGAGCUGUGCUCAAGGAGGAGCAACGAGGCCUGUUAAAAAAGCAAAAGAAACCAAAGUACAAAGCGUCCAGGAUCCGUGCAGUGAAGGGCAAAUCGAAGAGGAAGAAUCUUAUUGAUAGGAUUACAGACGAAUUUGUGUCAAAACCCACUGUUUCCAAGUACCUCCUGGCAGAUUUGACACAUCUCGGUCGGCACACUGUUGUACCAAAGCUGGCUAAACUGUUCAAACUCAAGAUUGUGGAGGAGAGGUCCAGUGAAACCAUUGUGGAAUUGCGCAAAACACCAAUGACCCCCACAUAUAAAGACCUGAAGAGGCCUAAAAGAAGAGCAAUUCAGACAGAGACGACUAGGCGUGUUAAAAAGAGAGUCUCCAACAUCCAAAUCAAGGAGGAUGCUAAUCAUGGCAAACAAGUGGCAUCCAGCUCUGCACCUAUCUCUUCCAGCAAUGUUGGGCAUCGCAUGCUGGCGGCCAUGGGUUGGAAAGAAGGGGAGGCAAUUGGUAACAACGAAAAUGGCAUCAAGGAACCAGUUAAGGUUUAUCUAAGAGCCAAGCGAAGGGGAUUGGGCGCUUAA
Mucor velutinosus is the source of this 1353-nucleotide messenger RNA. RefSeq lists its product as uncharacterized. Gene Ontology annotation, molecular function: nucleic acid binding. NCBI's taxonomy places the organism in Eukaryota, Fungi, Mucoromycota, Mucoromycetes, Mucorales, Mucoraceae. Bases 1 to 1353 code for a protein of 450 amino acids. The transcript is spliced from 4 exons. The record is from RefSeq and is a predicted model, not a curated record. Gene Ontology annotation, cellular component: nucleus.